This is a messenger RNA of Aspergillus ruber CBS 135680, 1284 nucleotides long. Its product is annotated as histidinol-phosphate transaminase. The coding region runs from base 1 to 1284 and encodes 427 amino acids. Gene Ontology annotation, biological process: L-histidine biosynthetic process. Gene Ontology annotation, molecular function: L-histidinol-phosphate:2-oxoglutarate transaminase activity; pyridoxal phosphate binding. The transcript is spliced from 3 exons. The record is from RefSeq and is a predicted model, not a curated record. Lineage: Eukaryota; Fungi; Ascomycota; Eurotiomycetes; Eurotiales; Aspergillaceae.
AUGCCUUUCGAUUUAUCCAAGUGUGCGCGCAAAAAUAUCUUGAAGCUAAAGCCCUACCGCUGUGCAAGAGAUGACUACAAAGAUGAUGGGACAAACGUUCUGCUCGACGCCAACGAGAAUGCCUACGGUCCUGGUCUCGCCCUGAAUGCGGAGGGUGCACUGCAGCAGUCGACUGUCAAUGGGGAUGCGACUGGGUCAUCAAAGCCUGACAUUGACUUCCUGGGGUUAAACCGAUACCCGGACCCGCACCAGGUCGAACUGAAACAACUUUUCUGUAACGUCCGCAACACCCACGUCCACACCCAGAAGAACAUCACUCCCGAUAAUCUCUUCGUCGGAGUCGGCUCGGACGAAGCCAUUGACGCCCUGCUGCGAUGUUUCUGCGUUCCCGGGAAAGACAAGAUCCUUACCUGCCCUCCCACAUACGGUAUGUAUGCUGUUAGUGCCGAUGUAAACGACGUUGCCAUCGUCAAGGUCCCUCUCGACGCGGCCAAUGGGUUUCAGUUGCAGCCGGAGAAGAUCAACGAGACACUAGCGGCGGAUGAGUCGAUUAAGAUGGUGUACAUUUGCUCGCCUGGAAACCCUACCGCGAACUUGAUACGCAAGGAGGACGUUCAGAAGGUGCUGGAGCACCCCACGUGGAAUGGUAUUGUCGUGGUGGACGAGGCAUACAUUGAUUUCGCCCCCGAGGGCUCAAGUCUGGCUGAAUGGGUGGCCGAGUGGCCGAACCUGGUCGUCAUGCAGACACUGAGCAAGGCCUUUGGUCUGGCCGGUAUCCGUCUCGGUGUUGCAUUCACCAGCCCACCAAUUGCUCGCCUGCUCAACAGCCUCAAAGCUCCCUACAACAUCUCCAGUCCCACCAGUGCAAUCGCCCAGGCAGCCCUCUCCCCGAACAACAUGUCUGUCAUGCGCAACUACCGCGAACAGAUCGUCAUGCAGCGCGAUCGCCUGCUCGCAGAACUCCCCAAGAUCCCCGGUGUUGGCCGCUUCCUCGGUGGUUAUGACGCAAACUUCCUGCUCAUCGAGCUGUUGGACAAGCCGGACGGACAGGCUAGUAACAAGAUUGCGCUGGCUGCGUAUGAGGCUAUGGCGGAGAAGAGAGGUGUCGUGGUGCGGUUCCGGGGUAAGGAGUUGGGUUGUGAGGGAGCUGUGCGGGUUACUGUUGGUACUGAGAAGGAAGUUACCAAGUUCUUGUAUGAAAUCCGGGUGGUUUUGGAUGGGUUGUACAAGGGGACUGAUAUUGCGUCGUUACGGGAGGAGGUAAACAAGACGGAGGCUAACUAA